AUGAGCUCAGGAGAUACCUAUUAAAUAGGUGCUAGAGAUGUUUCAAUCAAGGACGACAAGCAGUACAGCAGAGUUAUAGGCACUAAGACAUAUGGUGAUGAUGAUGAACAAGAAAACAAUGUAGUCGGUGAUGUUCAAACAUUAGAUGGAAAUGAUGAUGACGUGAAAAAUCAACCUAUUGAUGAAGAUGACAACUUCAACAGCGACCCUAACCGUCAUUCUGAUAUGAAAUCAUUUUACGGAAAAGUUCAAACUUAGUCAACAACAGAUAGAAUAAGAUUAGGCAAAUAAGAAGAGUUUAAUGAGGAUGGAUUUGAUAUUGGUUAAAAAAAUCCUAACAAGAGUGGAAGCCGAAAGCAAAAUAUGAACAAGAGCGCCAAAGGCAAAGAUCUUAACAAAAGUGGAAAAGGAAAACAGUCGAAUAAGGGACCAACCAAUACAGAUGAAAUCUUCUCUAAAGCCUCUGAUGGUCCAGUGAAUAGAUCUGGAAAGUAUAAGCAAUCACCAGUAGAGGAUGAACCAACUCCAUCAGGAAAGCAAGGUCCAGGUAGCAUCAAUUUUGAUGAUGAAGAUACUGACUCUACUAGGUUGUCUAUUCUUGAAAAACUAAGAUUGAUCUUCAGAGUAAUAGGAAGCUUAAUCUCUUUCAUGAAUUUGAUAGGGCUAAUAUUCUACGCUCUUAAGCAUGAAUUCCAUUCUUAACAGCUAUUUCAGUCAUUCAAUGCGUUUGUAGCUUUGAGACCAGUAAUUAUUUUGAUAUGGAGUGUGAUUCUCCUAGUCAGAAAUCUUUGCAUAUAUAAGAUUGAUCAUCACAAAACCGAUGUUACUGGUGACUUGAAAGUAGUGUGCAUUAAUGGACUUAUUAUGUAUCUUAGCUUCCCUCUAAUGUUUUGGUUUGGUCUAUUCAGAGUCUAUGCAGUGAAGGACUUCGCAAUGAUUAUUUUCGUUAACUACGUCCUUGAAUUCAUUCAGAAUAUAGCACUAAUUUUCGUCUAAGGCACAAAUAAUGCUAUGAUCAACGAAAGAUUCCCCACAAAUUUGAACAAAUAUACACUAGGACUCACUAUUAUCUCUCUAAUAGAAAUAUUUUUGCAACUGUGCAUUUUCUUCUUAGAAGUCAGAUUUAAUAACAAAAUGAGAAAUGAAGCUAUAGGUACUAGUAAUAACACUAAAAAAUACGAACCACUCUCUGAAGAAAGAAGAAGAGUCAGAAAUUUCAGAAAUUCUGCUAUUCUUAGCUCUCUCGGAAUAGUCCUAUUUAUUAUGAUAAUUGCUAUUGGGAAUGAAAAGCUAGAUGGUAGAUCUUGCUCAUUUGGCAGAGUUUUAGAAGGAGGAGUGUGUGUGGAAUGCUCCGAUCAAUAUUGCUUAUAGUGCAGUCAAGCUAAAGAUUAAUGCGAUUAUUGUAUGCAAGGCAAUUAUCUUGAUGUAGAGACUAAAUAAUGCAAAAUGUGUGAUGCUUAGGGUAUUUGCAGAUCCUGUGGAUAUGAUGGUACCUGCACUAAAUGCAUUUCUGGUUACAGAGUUCAUAAGGGUGGUUGUUUCACCUGCUCAGCUACUGAAGGUUGUGCUGCAUGCUCUGGAACUGAAUGCCUUGUUUGUAAUGAAGGCUACUAUCUUGAUCCAGAAACAAAAUCCUGUGUAAAAUGUUCUACCCUCCACCCAUACUGCACAAAGUGUAAUGAUAAGUAGUAAUGCCUUAACUGUCUUGAUGGUGUUGCAAAUUUGGCAAAUGGCACAUGCUUAUGCAAUGAUAUAAAUGGAUGGUCUAUCUCAAAUACAUCUACUCCUACUAAAUAAAUGUGCUCAUGUAAUGACGGGAAAUUCGUUGACACUACCUUGGGAAUGAGAUGUGCAGCAUGUAGCUAACAUAUCGUAGGCUGCGAAGACUGUUAAUCAAUCACAUCUUAUAUCUAUGGCCACAAAUACAUUGGAACAACCGAUCUCAAUCCUAAGUAAGCAGGCUAUUUGAAAUGUAGAGAGUGUGGCCCAACCAAAUAUUUAGAUUUAGACUUAAAAGAAUGCAGAUAUUGCAAGAAUAAUUUGCCUGGCUGUUUGAAUUGUGAUAAAUAUGGGCAAGGAUGUACCUAAUGCUAAAACGGAUAUUUCUUGUAUCAAGCAGAAAAAUCUUAAUCAUUUGAAUGUGGAUAAUGCUCGGAUUCUGUAACUUAUUGCGAUCUAUGCAGCUCCUCAGAUUCCUGUGAUCAAUGCUAGACUGGUUACUCACUUACUCAAACAGGAAAGUGCACUAAAAACUGA
Stylonychia lemnae is the source of this 2256-nucleotide messenger RNA. The record is from the annotation of a GenBank genome assembly. Lineage: Eukaryota; Ciliophora; Spirotrichea; Sporadotrichida; Oxytrichidae.